Molecule: messenger RNA, 1688 nt
Organism: Neolamprologus brichardi
Lineage: Eukaryota; Metazoa; Chordata; Actinopteri; Cichliformes; Cichlidae
Product: low affinity immunoglobulin gamma Fc region receptor II-a-like
Biological process (GO): immune response; cell surface receptor signaling pathway
Cellular component (GO): external side of plasma membrane
Molecular function (GO): transmembrane signaling receptor activity
Source: RefSeq, a predicted model, not a curated record
UCUGAAGUCAAAACUAAAUAAAAAUAAAAACUAAUGAAAAUUGCAAAACUAUUAAAACCCUGCUGAUUGCCAUUCAAGAAACCCCAAACAGAGGCCAAUACUGAAAAAUAUAAAUCAAUGACUGAAAACAGCAAAACACACAAACCAUGAGAGAGCUGAUGGUUAACUUAAGGUUGUGGUCCAAUCAAAUCUCUUAAUAUGUAAUUUCUCUGCUUCUAUGGAAUGGGAAAGGGUCUUUCGUUGUAUUCAGACAAAAGAAAACCACAAAGGGAGGGGACGCGAGUUUCAUUUUACUGUAAACUGAGUGAAGUGUUGUUAUUAAGUCUCAGUCAAAUAUGACCAAGUGAAAGAAUGAAGGGUACAUCUGUCCUGUGGCUGCUGUUGUUGAUCUCCCUGCUGUGUGGCUCAACAAACCAAGCUCGUCUGACUGUGAGCCCCAGCAGCUCUCAGCUGUUUGAAGGUGACUCUUUGUCUCUGAUCUGUGGGGCUGAGGACAGCCCUGCUGGAUGGACUGUGAGGAGGAACACGCCCAAACGACAGAGGAGUCGGUGUGGAGAUGGGUGGGGAAAACAAGUGGUUUCUUCUUGUACCAUCAACUACAUCUUCAAAAGGGACAGUGGUGUUUACUGGUGUGAGUGCGGAGAGGGAAUAACCAGUAACACCGUCAACAUCACUGUGACAGGUGGCCCAGUGAUCCUGCAGAGUCCUGUGCUUCCUGUGAUGGAGGGAGACAGCAUCACGCUGCUCUGUAAAUCAAAGUCCACACAUUCAAACCUCCCAGCUGUUUUCUAUAAAGAUGGCUCCGUCAUCAGGACUGAGUCGACAGGUCACAUGACCAUUCCUCAUGUUUCCCUGUCUGAUGAAGGCCUCUACAAAUGUCACAUCAGUCAUCAUGGGGAGUCUCCACCCAGCUGGAUCACUGUCACAGGUAAACCUACAACUACAGCCCCGCCUUCCACAUUAGCCCCGCCCUCUACAUCAACCCUGUCUUCUGCCUCAACUUUGCUUUCUGUCUCAACCCCAAUGACCACACGGAUCCAAUCCACUGCCAUGGCAUCUCCUUCUACCACAGCACUGCCUACUGAUUCAGCUCCACCAGCUGUCUCCAUUCACCAACCACUUGUCUUGAGAGUGAUCUGCCACCUGGUGGUGUUCUGUCCAUAUGUCAUCACAACUGUCCUAAUGGUGUCUUUAUAUCUACAAAGACCCUCAGCAACAGCGCCACACCCCCACCCUGAGCAGAAACUAACAGAGGACUUUGAUGUCAUGGAGGUCACCAUCGAGCAUCAUUUCUAAACUGCACAGAACAGAGAAAUAUUUUUGUCAUGUAAAAGUAAUAAAUAUAAAAUUAAAUAGAUCUGAUAUUUUAUGGCUCAGGGCAUAAAUAAAUCCUCGUUUUUCUCCAUCAGUGUAUGAAGAGCAUGCACCUGUCGUUUGCUCUUUCCUGUUGAACAAAAACCUAAACACAUAAUAAAACAAAUGAUCAGAGACUUAGAACCUGUGUCAGAGGUGACAGACUUCUAUAGGAGCAAAAGUCAUUUCGCAGCCAAUGUAGUCUCCCCCUAGUGGCCUUUAAAAAGAAUGCAGGUUUAAGAAAAACAUUUCUGAACAGAUUGAAAGAUCAUGGCUAUGUCAGGAAAUGCCAUGAGUGCCAUGAAGCACUAAAGGAACCACUGAAGCACCUUUCC